UUGGUGGUCAUUUGCAAGUUGCGUUGCCGCAUCAUUCCUUGAGAAUCCGAGGCGAUCAAGAAGAACAUGUCGUGGGCCAAGCACAAGAAGAUCCUGGCGAUGGCCAAGGGCUACCGCGGUGCCGCCAACUCGUGCUACCGAACGGCCAUCAACCGCGUGGAAAAGGGUCUGCAGUACCAGUACCGUGACCGAAAGCAAAAAAAGCGUGACUUUCGCUCGUUGUGGAUUGAAAAGAUUAACGCCGGAGCACGUCAAGAAGGCAUGUCGUACUCCAAGUUCAUGGGGGUCCUGAACACGUCCGACAUUCAGUUGAACCGCAAGGUCCUGGCCGACAUCGCGGCAACCGAACCGUUUAGCUUUAAAUCCAUCAUGGAAGUUGUCAAGCAGCUCAAGUAGACCACCCCGCCGCACAGAAAACAAACAGGCUAAUUCCAUCCCAACCCGAAUGUUAUAUUAUCACCAUCGUCG
Messenger RNA from Aphanomyces invadans, 468 nucleotides. RefSeq names its product ribosomal protein L20. Gene Ontology annotation, cellular component: ribosome. The transcript has 2 exons. Gene Ontology annotation, molecular function: structural constituent of ribosome; rRNA binding. Gene Ontology annotation, biological process: translation; ribosomal large subunit assembly. Bases 67 to 396 code for a protein of 109 amino acids. Lineage: Eukaryota; Oomycota; Saprolegniomycetes; Saprolegniales; Verrucalvaceae. The record is from RefSeq and is a predicted model, not a curated record.